AUGGCGCCAGUGUACGUGCUGAGAGGGGGGCCUUUUGAGCGCUUUCUCUAUUUUGAUUCAGAGCACUACUGGAGAGUUGGAAGCUGUGAGUACAAAGAUCAGGAGAAAGCUGCCGCAGGCUCCAUGCGCAGUGCAGAUCCAGUGCGCCCCGGCACCCUGCCGACGGCGGUGCACAGCUGGACGGUGCGAACAGGCUACGAUGAAUGGAUGCUGCAGGCGGUGACGGUGGAAGGGCCCGGCCAAAACGGCUAUGGCACACCGGCGCCAGCAUUUUUACACAUCAGCAUCUUGGUUCAAGACCCGCGGUCGCAUCUUGUGCUAACACACUUGUCUGAAACUCCCGUGUCCAAGAUGAAGUCUUUCCUGUUCAUCUCCCUUCUGGCCAUGGUGGCCGCCCAGGAUGCCGUGGUGGAGGAAGCGGCCCCCGCCGAGGCCCCCGCCGAGGCCCCGGCCGUGGCGCCUGUAGCGCCGCCGGCGCCGCCGGUGGCGGCAGCAGUGCCGGCAAAGCACGAACCGUCAGGAGAUGAGAUCAUGGCGCAACACCGUCAGCAGGCCUUGGCUACCUUGGCUUCAGCAGGUUUGAGUGCGAAGCAGGGUGCCUGGCUCUAUGGAGAUUAUAUCAAUAAUGUUGACGGCGUCACCACCGCCAUUGCCUGCGCACAGGCCUGUGUGGCAGAUACCAAGUGCUACCAUUGGAACUUCAAGUUUGACAGUCAGCGGUGCGACCUCAAGGCUGAGAAUGGAGGCGUGAACGAGGACAUUGCAGACUGGGUCACGGGCGAUGUCCCCCGGCCAAAGAAGAACGAUGAGAUCUGUUUCAAGUUUGCUGUGGUGCCCGCAGAUGCUGGAAGAAGCAGCUAUGCAGAACGAUCAACCUGCAUCCCGAGGGAGCGCUGGACAGUGAUCUCUUUCUUUUUCCCAGAUGAGCUCUGGGCAUUCCACAUCCUUGGCUGCGCCACAGGGAUGGGCUUCGUGCGUCCCUGUGUAACUUUGCACUGCCAGGCUUUGUGUAACCGUGACAUCGAUGCGCUCACGAGACUCUCACAACGUUGUGGUGCUGCUCGGACGCUGGCGGACAUCUGUGGUUUCACACUGCCUGCUGUGCUCUACGAUGCCACUGGUUGGGCUGGUGUAGCAGCCUUUGGCGGGUCGCUGGCAUUCUUCUAUUUGGUACUGUCCUUGCAACUGCAUUGGUGUCCCAGUGGAAUGCCAACAAAAUUUGAGGACAAGGUGCCAGUCUCCAAGAAGAUACGGUGGAUCGACUGGGUCCUUUCUGGAGCAUUUGUGAGCACCGAAUUGCAGUGGAACGUGUUGAACACCGCAGUGCCUGCCACUUUGAUCACCAGCUACCAACUUCCCACCUAUGCUGUUGGCGUGGCAAUAGGAUCCGGUGCAUUGGUUUCCAUGUUCUACCUGCUGUCCCUCCCGGCCUUGCCAAGGUUGAUCAACCCACCCAGACCAAUGAACCUGCUGAUGAGCUAUGGUUUGAUGAGCUGCUCCUGGCUGGCCGCUGUUCUGACUGGCAAAGCUGUUCUAUUCGUAGUGGGCAUUUGGACGUUCUUGGCUAUGGGCAACAACACCCAGGUGGUUCUGUUGGAAUGCCUCACCGGCAUCACCGAUGUGGAGACGUCUUCGCAGAUCAUGGGCAUCUCAGAGGUCGUUGGAUGCGGCGUAGGCACCUUCGGCAGCUAUGCUGGAGGCAUGCUCUUCGUCCUCUCCGACCGGGCUCCGUUCGCAGCCUGUGCUUUGUGGAGUCUCUUCUGUGUUGUUGGACUCACCUGGUCCGUGGGACAUCGGCGACUGCAACGUGCCAAGAGUGCAGGUGAUGAUGGGACGGUCUUCCAGUCGCAGCCGUCCGAGAUCUUCACUUUGCCAAGCUGUCAAGGUUUAAAUUUGAUGCUGGAAGAUCGAGAAAGAGCACACAGCUUCAUUGGUCCUGAGAUGGAAUUCCGCGCCCUGUCGUCGGUUGAUUCUGAGUGCUCGACGACCCUAACAUCUGAAGCACAUUGCUCUCCAGAGAUGUCUUGUGAAAGUGUGUAGCAAGUGGAGUUGGUUCUGGAAACGGCUGAGUUGAGGACAUCCAUACACGCGCAGAGAGAGAGAGA
This is a messenger RNA of Cladocopium goreaui, 2105 nucleotides long. NCBI's taxonomy places the organism in Eukaryota, Dinophyceae, Suessiales, Symbiodiniaceae. The record is from the annotation of a GenBank genome assembly.